UCCCUCUCUCCGCGCCGCCGCUCCCCGCCUCCCCUCCUCGCCGCCGCGCCCCUCCCCGGAUCCCGGCCGCCUCCGCGGACGGCGCAUCCGAGGCGGAAGCCAUGAGCGACGGCGAGCGCGACGAAGACGACGUUGCGACCACAAGCGCCGCAGAUGACGACGACGACGACGAUUACGAGGAGCCUGGCGGAGGGAAUCGCCUCCUGGGGUUUAUGUUCGGCAACGUCGACGAUGCUGGUGACCUGGACGCUGACUACCUCGACGAGGAUGCGAAGGACCAUCUUUUUGCGCUGGCAGACAAGCUUGGUCCAUCACUGAAAGACAUUGAUCUAACUAAGUCUUCCUCAGUUCCAGAUGAUCCUUAUGAGCAAGACUAUGAUGAGAAAGCGGAAGAUGCUAUUGACUAUGAAGAUAUUGAUGAACAAUAUGAUGGACCUGAAGUUGAAGCAGCUACGGAGGAAGAUCAUUUGCUAUCGAAGAAAGAUUACUUAUCCUCAAACACAAUGUUUGCUUCGGUCUGCAGUGAAGUUUCAGUGUUUGAUGAGGAGAACUAUGAUGAGGAUGAAGAACCACCCAAUGAUAUGGAGUUACCUGGUGAUUAUUUUAUACAAGCUGAGCAGCUGGGUAUAUCACCCUCUAACGACAAUCCUGCCAUCGAAAUGGUAUCUAGCUCGUUACCACAACUAGAGGAAAGUAUGGAUGUUGAAUAUGAAGUUUGUCAGCAGGAAGAAAUUGACAUUGAAGAAGAUCAACUGGAGUCUAAAUCUGCGACUUCCCUCCCUGUUUUAUGCAUAGAGCAUGGGAGUGCGAUCUUGAAGUUCUCUGAAGUUUUUGGCGUACAGGAGCCUGUAAGAAAAGCCAAGACAGAUCACCAUAAGCGGCCAGUGAGUAAAGAUGUCCGGAUCACAAACAUCUCUGACAUUGUUGAAGAUGACGAGGAAGUAUUUCUAAGGUGUGCUAUUCAAGAUGUCUCAUCUUUGAAGCAUAUCAAGAUGAAUGAAGAUUUGGUUGAGAGUGACAGUGAUGAGUUAAUUUCUAGUGAUACUUUUGGGUUUAAAGAUUCGUGCCUUUCUGAACAACCAAUGAAGGAAGCACACAAAGAUUUCCCUACUGCUCAACAAGCUCCAGUUUGUCCUGAUGUUUAUCCACUUGAGCACGAAGACUGGGAAAAUGGUAUCAUUUGGGGCAAUUCACCAGCAAGUGAAAGUCGGCCUUGUUUAAAAAGCUGUGUAAUAUCUGAAGAGAGCUCUGAUACUCACAGCGAAGACGAGGCUAAGGAUUAUGGUUAUGUGUCCAGGUAUUGUGAUGUACAGAGUAGAAAUAAUGGCUCUCCAGAGCCUUUUGGAUUUACAGAAAUGCCUGCUUCAGCUAGUUGUCAUUCCCCUGAGAAUAGUUACCCUCCAUUGACAAAGGAGACUCGUCUGGAGAAGAAUGACCUAGACCAUGCAGAACCAAAUAACAUAAAUGGAGCAGUUAAAAUCGCUACAAUGAAGUGUUUAAGCAACCUCUCUCUACUGAACAAGGAACUGUUGGAAGGAUCUUGGUUGGACAACAUAAUUUGGGAUCACAGUGAGGAUGCUCCUAAGCCUAAGCUAAUCAUGGACCUGAAAGAUGACCAGAUGCUUUUUGAGAUUUUAGAUGAAGAGAAUGGGAAUCACCUCCGCUCUCAUGCUUUUGCAAUGAUUGUUAGUCGGUCAGUGAGGACUUCAACAGUGGAAAAUUUUGGCCAUAAGAACCAAAUAAUUACAUUCGAUGGCCAAUUCAACAUCUCCAAUGACAAAUUUUAUUCCAACAAGGAGAUUUCACAGCAAGCUAAAUCUCAUACUAAAAAGCGUUCUUCAAUGGGCGUAAAGGUGGUACACUCUGUUCCUGCUCUGAAGCUGCAGACCAUGAAGCUAAACCUGAGCAUUAAUGAAAUUGCAAAUUUCCAUAGACCAAAAGCUAAGUGGUACCCCCAUGAAAAUAAACUUGCUGUUGAGUUGCAAGGAGUUGCUUGUAGUCAUGGGUCAAUGACUGUUAUAGUACUGACUUUGGGAGGAAAAGGAGUGAAACUUCUCGUCAAUGCAGAGGAAACUCCACUAUCAGUAAAAUCAAAAGCUUCCAAGAAAUUAGAAUUCCGACCAUCUGAAAAGAUCAAAUUGUUUGGUUCUGGAAAAGAACUUGAGGAUGACAUUUCCUUGGCCAUGCAAAACGUGCGGCCAAACUCUAUUCUGCAUGUUGUUCGCACUGAAGUACAUCUAUGGCCGAAAGCACAGAGGUUACCUGGCAAGGACAAGGCUCUACGUCCUCCAGGGGCAUUCAGGAAAAGAUCUGACUUGUCCGUUAAGGAUGGACAUGUAUUUUUGAUGGAAUACUGCGAGGAGAGACCUUUACUACUCGCAAAUGCAGGAAUGGGUGCUCGACUCUGUACGUACUACCAGAAAACUUCACCUGAUGAUCAGACAGCUACAUCCCUGCGAAGCAACAAUCAUGGACUGGGCACAGUGCUUGCUAUUGAGCCUGCUGGUAAAUCUCCUUUUCUGGGAGAUGUACGCUCUGGGUCCCAUCAAUCAUGUCUUGAGACAAACAUGUACAGAGCACCUGCAUUUCCUCAUAAGGUGGCAUCGACUGAUUAUCUUUUAGUUCGUUCGCCAAAAGGGAUGCUUUCUCUUCGCCGCAUUGACAAGCUAUAUGCUGUUGGCCAACAAGAACCACAUAUGGAAGUAUUUUCACCACGACCGAAAAAUCUGCAGAAUUAUCUUUUGAAUCGGAUACUCGUAUAUGUAUAUCGUGAAUUCCGUGUGAGGGAGAGGCCUGGUGUUCUUUCUCAGAUUCGAGCUGAUGAAAUACCUAUUGAGCAUCCUCUGACAGAUGUUAUUAUGAGAAAAGGAUUGAAGCAUUGUGCAGACCUGGAGAAAAGACCCAAUGGACAUCUUUUCUGGACACAGAGAGCUGACUUUCGAAUUCCGUCAGAGGAUGAACUUAGAAGAAUGUUGUCACCAGAAAGUGUCUGCUGUCAUGAGAGUAUGCAAGCUGCUCAGCAUCGUCUCAAGCAUUUAGGAAUCCACAAGCUUACCCAGCCUGUGGGACUGGCUUCCGCAAUGGAUCAGCUUCCCGAUAAGGCAAUUGAGCUUGCUGCUGCAGCACAUAUUGAGAGGGAAUUGCAAAUCACUAGCUGGAGCCUUACCAGUAAUUUUGUUGCUUGUAUGAACCAGGACAGAGAAAAUAUAGAAAGGCUAGAAAUCUCUGGUAUUGGUGAUCCAUCUGGCCGUGGGCUAGGAUUUAGCUAUGUGAGAGUAAAUCCUGUCUCCAAUUUACCUCAUAAGAAAAAGCCGGCUGCAGCCAAAGGCACCACUGUUACUGGGACGGAUGCUGAUCUUCGCAGGUUGAGCAUGGAUGCCGCCCGAGAGUUGCUUCUCAAAUUCGGCGUUCCAGACGAACAAAUUGAUAAAUUAACAAGGUGGCAUCGAAUUGCUAUGGUGAGGAAGCUUUCAAGUGAGCAAGCAGCGUCAGGAAUUAUGAUUGAUGAAAUUCCAGUUAGCAAGUUUGCACGUGAACAAAGGAUGUCUUUUCUGCAGCUUCAUCACCAAGCUAAAGAGAAAUGUCAGGAAGUUUGGGACAGACAAUUUCAGUCACUUUCUGCCAUAGACGAUGAUGACAAUGGCAGUGAUACAGAAGCCAACAGCGAUUUCGACUCGUUUGCUGGGGAUCUUGAAAACUUACUGGAUGCUGAAGAAUUUGACAAUGAAGAUGUUGGUAAUGCAGAUCUGAGAAGUGAUAAAGGAAACGAUAUGGAAGGGCUUAAAAUGAGAAAAUUCUCUACUCGAGUCCAAUUUAACGAGGAAGAUGAUCAGGCAGAAGCUGCUCUAGUAAAAAAAUUGCUCGAAGAGAGUGGUAAUGACAUAAAGGGGAAGAAACAACCUGUGGAAAUGACAAAUUAUGGCACCUCUAUGUAUAACCAGGGUGCCAAUAAAACGAAGCCCAGGCAAAGUGCAUUGACCCUAGAGGAGAGCACGCCAAGAGUUGUGAAAGAGGAAAAGAGGCAGGGAGCAAAGGGGGACCAACAAACUUUGUGUCUUGUCUGUGGAGCUUGUGGAAAGCUUGGGCACAUGCGGACCAACAAACUUUGCCCCAAGUAUGGGCAGGAUCCAGAAACCUCAGGAUUGGAUGUGAUUUCCUACAGAUCUAAUCCUCUUGAUGAAGCAAGUCAUGUUCAAACAACGAAGCCACCGGGCAGGAGGUUGGUAGCCAAGGUUUCUUCUGAAGUUCCUGAAACUGAAGGGCCCGAUUGCAUCGAAAAGAUCAAACCAGUAAGAUUCAGAUGUGGCGCACCUGAGAAGUCCUUGGAGAGGAAUAUGUCAGUGGCAGGUUCUUUGGUUUCUGAUAAACUCACAAUGGAUGCUAAUGAUUUGAGAUCUACUGGAAAUGUGAGCAAAAUUAAAAUAUGCAGUAAGACCAAGUCUGAAGACUAUCCUCCUGACACUCCUAAGCCAUCUAUCGUGAUACGGCUUCGUGCUAAGGCAGAAAAGGAUGUACCUCGUAAGAAGGUCAUUUUCAAGCAGCCUGAAGGGCAUGUAGGCCAGCUAACAGCUAUCGAAAAUAGGAGUGGUCAGGAACCCAGAAAGCUAAGGAAAAUUUCUGAAUUGCCAAGUUUUAAAGAGAACAUCAGAGAGAAUGAUGGUUGGUAUGCUGGAGAGCCCUGCCAAAUGAAUUCUUCGCAGGAUAGGUUGGGUCUGGAUGGUAACAGGAAAAGCAAAGUAGUAGGAAGUGAUGAAUCCUGGAGUGCUUUUAAAGAGCAGCGAGUGAUGCAGGAACAGAGGCUAAUUCAAGCUAGGAUGCAAGAAGUAAGCAGGGAGGAAGAGCUCCAGAAGUCAAAGAGGAAAAACAAGAAAAAGAAAAGACACGAAUUUCGAGAUGACGACGUUCUUGAUCACAGGCCGUACAGAAAUGACAGAAGGGUACCUGAAAGAGAUCGAGCAACAAAGAGACGUACCCCAGCUGAUAUGGCAGAAAAUGCUCCAUCGGCCAAGCGGCGCAGAGGAGGAGAGGUUGAGCUCUCCAACAUACUGGAUAAGAUAGUUGACCACUUGCGGAACCAAACUUCCAUAUCGUUGCUGUUUCUUAAACCAGUGACGAAGAAAGUCGCUCCCGAUUACUAUGACGUAAUCCAGCGCCCAAUGGAUCUGGGCACCAUCAGGGACAAGGCGAGGAAGAUGGAGUACAGAAACAGGGAGGAAUUCAGGCAUGACGUUGCACAGAUAGCAACGAACGCGCACAUUUACAAUGACACGCGGCAUCCUCACAUCCCUCCGCUGGCCGACCAGCUCCUGAAGAUCUGCAAUCGCCUUCUCGAGGAAAGCGCGGAUGCGCUCAACGACGCCGAAAGUGCGAUCGAGGGGCUAGCGCAGUAACAAGAUACUACCUAACGUAGGCUGCUGAUCCGUAGCGAGGGGAGGGAUGGCGCACUUGUACAUUCCUUUUAGCUUCAUCCCAGUUAUUUUUGCCCGUUUCUUCCUAUUAGGCGCUGGGAGUCAGAAAAAUACAUACGAGGUAAAAAAAUUUUGGGGAGUGUAGACAAGCUCUAGGUUAGCCGCAGAGGCUCCGCUGUAACUAUUUGGCCUCUUGCUGUAAAAAUGUAGCGGUAUAACUUUUGUGAAUAUUCAGAUGGUGUAGUUGUACGUCCUGGAUAUAUAGAUGUAGAAAUGGUAAGCAAAGCACGUGCCUGGGGUUGCACCUGGUCUGGUCUAAUCACUGAUGUUUGAAUCGGCAAUGGUAUGGUGGGUGAAGGUUAUUGCGUGAUGACAGGUUAUAUAUACUGUGCAGAAUGUCCAAAGUCAAAGCGUGUGGAUUGGGGUUAUAUAUAAUGUACAGGUUGCUUACCUGCCUCUCUAUACUUUUAACAUUGCUUGAGCUGCUGAAUGAGAUGUGCAUGCUUUGAAUGGAG
Messenger RNA from Triticum dicoccoides, 5923 nucleotides. RefSeq names its product transcription initiation factor TFIID subunit 1-like. Gene Ontology annotation, cellular component: transcription factor TFIID complex. The record is from RefSeq and is a predicted model, not a curated record. Gene Ontology annotation, molecular function: histone acetyltransferase activity; RNA polymerase II general transcription initiation factor activity; TBP-class protein binding. The coding region runs from base 102 to 5390 and encodes 1762 amino acids. Gene Ontology annotation, biological process: RNA polymerase II preinitiation complex assembly; transcription by RNA polymerase II. NCBI's taxonomy places the organism in Eukaryota, Viridiplantae, Streptophyta, Magnoliopsida, Poales, Poaceae. The transcript has 20 exons.